This is a messenger RNA of Asparagus officinalis (garden asparagus), 1574 nucleotides long. Its product is annotated as lysine histidine transporter 1-like. The record is from RefSeq and is a predicted model, not a curated record. Gene Ontology annotation, cellular component: plasma membrane. The coding region runs from base 22 to 1350 and encodes 442 amino acids. The transcript is spliced from 7 exons. NCBI's taxonomy places the organism in Eukaryota, Viridiplantae, Streptophyta, Magnoliopsida, Asparagales, Asparagaceae.
UAUUGGUGAAAAGAGGCGAUAAUGGGAUCAAUUGAGGGUGAAAAUAAUAAAAGUUUGGAGAUUGAGAGGGAGAAAAAGCUUGAGGAUUGGCUACCGAUUACAUCUUCAAGAAAUGCAAAGUGGUGGUAUUCAGCCUUUCAUAAUGUCACGGCUAUGGUUGGCGCCGGUGUUCUUAGCUUGCCUUAUGCUAUGGCUCAACUUGGAUGGGGUCCGGGCGUCACGGUGCUCAUCCUCUCAUGGAUAAUCACCCUCUACACGCUCUGGCAAAUGGUGGAGAUGCACGAGAUGGUCCCUGGCAAACGCUUCGACCGCUACCACGAGCUAGGGCAGCACGCGUUUGGCGAGAAGCUAGGCCUGUGGAUUGUCGUCCCCCAGCAGCUCAUAGUGGAAGUAGGGAGCAACAUUGUUUACAUGGUCACCGGAGGGAAAUCUCUGAAGAAGUUUCACGACUUGGUUUGCCCCGACUGCAAGAACAUCAAGCUGACGUAUUUCAUUAUGAUCUUCGGCUCCUGCCAUUUCGUGCUCUCGCAGCUUCCUAACUUCAACUCCAUCUCUGGCGUCUCCUUGGCCGCUGCUGUUAUGUCUCUCAGUUACUCAACCAUUGCUUGGGUAGCUUCUUCAGCCAAAGGAAAGCAAACGGGCGUAUCCUACAGUUACAAAGACACAGCAACAUCAGGAACAAUUUUCAACUUCUUCAACGCUUUAGGCGACGUGGCCUUCGCCUAUGCUGGCCAUAGUGUCGUUCUUGAAAUCCAAGCGACGAUUCCAUCAACACGCGAAAACCCAUCAAAAAAGCCAAUGUGGAAGGGAGUUGUAGUUGCUUAUAUUGUCGUCGCAAUCUGUUAUUUUCCUGUUGCCUUGGCGGGCUAUUGGAUAUUUGGAAACUCGGUUGAGGAUAACAUACUUGUAACCUUGGAGAAGCCAAGGUGGAUUGUUGCGACGGCGAAUUUGAUGGUUGUUGUUCAUGUUAUUGGGAGUUAUCAGAUAUUUGCUAUGCCAGUGUUUGAUAUGAUUGAAACAGUCCUAGUUAAGAAGUUUCGUUUGCCACCGGGUCUUACUCUUCGUUUGAUUGCAAGGACUGCUUAUGUUGCACUUACGAUGUCCAUUGCUAUAUGUAUCCCUUUCUUUGGUGGUCUACUUGGAUUCUUCGGAGGAUUUGCAUUUGCCCCAACUACAUACUUUCUACCAUGCAUUAUUUGGCUUGCUAUAAAAAAACCUAGACGGUUCAGCUUAUCUUGGCUCAUAAAUUGGUCUUGCAUCAUUCUUGGGGCUUUGUUAACGGUUUUGGCACCAAUCGGAGGUUUGAGAUCGAUCAUAAAAAGUGCGAGUACUUACGAAUUCUUCUCUUGAGCUUAAGUGCACAAAUGAAGAAUAUCAGAUGCUGAAAAUACUGAAUGCUGUUUUUUCAUAAUGCAUUCAGUAAGUGUUUUAUUGUUUAAGUUUUUUUUCUUAGGAGAACAAUAUGUAAAGAAGUACUAUUACAAAGACUUCUGGUUGAUUUUUCUCCAAAAUUUAUUUUUCAUUCAACUACUAGAGAUGCUGUUAUGCAAUGAAAAUCAAGCGUUUCUCUGGUA